Vollenhovia emeryi is the source of this 1608-nucleotide messenger RNA. RefSeq names its product transcription factor Adf-1-like. Bases 602 to 1453 code for a protein of 283 amino acids. NCBI's taxonomy places the organism in Eukaryota, Metazoa, Arthropoda, Insecta, Hymenoptera, Formicidae. The transcript has 3 exons. The record is from RefSeq and is a predicted model, not a curated record.
CGGGGCCGAGCGGAGGCGAGCGCGAACAAGCGCGAAUGAAGAAUUACGAACGCACUUGACUCUCGACGAGCGACGUACGAACGAGCCCGAAUGGGAACGUUCCGUCUCUCGUCGAUAUGUUUAUCAAAGGGAAAGCGCUCGGCGAGGUGACAUGGAUAGCUCAGUGGCGAGGCAUUCGUCUGUCAGGUGGAAGGGACAGAUUCGAUUCCCGAGUCCGCCGCCUCGCGCCAAGAGGGACCUUUGAAGGGUGAGGUAUCGCUCUGAUAGACGCACGAGUUCGAUGCGACUCGCCGGUAUAUCGUGUUCCUCACGGAACGGGGAUACAAACAACAACAAUAAUAACAAUCCGAGACACCGAAUCUCGCCGUAAACAAUGGUACUUUGCUCCAGGGGCAGGAAGGCAGAAAAACUGCACUCGUUCGUGAUCGUUCGUGCUCGACCAAUUCGAACGGGUUAAUGCAGCUUUUUCGAGUCCUAGGACUCGAGUCUCGCGUUGUCUCGUUGAAAUUGUAUAAUACAAAAGAGAGAUAAUAUAUUAAAGAACGACACACAUAUGUAUAUAUUGUGAGGAGCGUGGGAGGGGGUUGUUAGGAGUGAAACAAUGGAGUGGCCAAACGACAAAGCUUUGUUAUUUAUCAAUGAGAUCGAGAGGUUGCCGAUUCUGUGGGAUUCCUCGGAUCCGUAUUACAAAAUCAGCAGGAAAAAGAACGAAGCGUGGGAGAGCCUCGCUAACAAAUUCAGCACGACGGUGCUGGACGUUAAGAAGAAGUGGCUCUCGCUACAGGCGUCGUAUAGAAGAGAGAGAAUCAAGGUGAUUGAUUCUGCAAAGGGGAGCGAAAAGAAGGUAUUGUCCAAAUGGUUCGCGUAUCGUGCAAUGAUGUUCUUGGGAGAUCAUUAUAGACCAAGAGGCGCGAGAAAUACUUGUGAGACUUCCGAAGCGUGCCAACAGGAAGAGAAUAGCGACCAUACGCACCAUGAAGGUGUUAAUCAGAUAGAAGUGACACGCCCGAAAGUAGAAGCUAUAUUACACGAAUCAGACAGGAGCUUACGAUCGUGCAAUAGCCCGUUACGAAAGAAGCAUUUGAAAGUAUUUCACUCUCCAGAAUUAAGUAGCCCGAAGAAGAAGAAGAUCAAUGAAGAUAGCAAGCCAAGUGAAAUGUACAUUUUAAAGGCUACCGUCGCAGAAAAAGAAUCUCAACGAGAUGAAAAUGAGACUUACGGCGAAUACGUGGCGCUGACUUUGAAAAAAUUAGAUAAUUAUUCGCGUAUAAUGGCGAAACAUUACAUUAAUGAGAUUCUCAUAGAAGCAGAAUUGGGAAAAUACAAAGAUUCGAUUCCUCAAAGAUCGCCUACACCCACGACUACAUAUUCUACUAUUUCACCAUCGCUUUCUGCAUUUUCAUAUCAAUCUGGCGGUUCCAAUAAUGUGAUUUCUUCUGAACCGAAUCUAUGAUAUCACGCUUGCUGAAUCAGUAAUUUUGCAAAAUUCAUUAACAUCAUUUUAGACACUUUUAUUUUCUGUUGAAAUACAUAUUUGUAUUCUUCAGCCAUUUUCACAAUGACUUUUGUAAUUUGUUUGAGAAAUAAAAUAAAAUCUUAUAUUAAUGU